AUGACACGCGAUACAACGCCCGCCCGGUCCAACCUGAGGUCCAGUGAGAGGUAUUCAACAGUCACUAUUCGCGCAAUACAGGAUUUCACCUGUGCAUCUCCAUUCAGCAACACGUCUUUUGACCAAUCUGAUACUAUCCUCAGUCAAUGCGUAUUUGACGAAUCGGAGCGGGACUUGAUCAAUGUUGCAGCAGUGAAUGGGCCAAAGAGCGGGAUUCUGGCAGCAACGUGUGACCCAUGUGUUCAGACAACUGGGACAGAAGCGGCAGCUGCCGCAAGGAAGCUGGACGGUGCGGCGAGUCUUUCGAUUGCAGCGACGGCAGGCGGGAAGACGUGGAAGAGGCGGAAGCCGAGGAAGGCGCCCGAGGUGUGGCAGGACGAAGAAGUAGAUGAUGGUCAGAACAUCGAUCGAGACAAUCAGUAUGCAAGCAAGUUGUGCUCUCUAAAGUGUGCCAUUAGAGGAGCAAUGGCGAGUUAUAUCGCUGCAGCAGCACAAGAGCCCGCAGAGCGGCGGGUAGUUUGA
Messenger RNA from Aureobasidium melanogenum CBS 110374, 522 nucleotides. RefSeq lists its product as uncharacterized. Bases 1 to 522 code for a protein of 173 amino acids. The transcript is spliced from 2 exons. Lineage: Eukaryota; Fungi; Ascomycota; Dothideomycetes; Dothideales; Saccotheciaceae. The record is from RefSeq and is a predicted model, not a curated record.